AUUGAGAAGUAUAAUUUUUUUUUUUUCGAAAAUUCAAGUGUUCUGAAAAAUGUGUGUUGAAAACAUCGAAAACACUCAUUUGAUCAAUAAGCAGCAAAGUAUCAAAUAACUUUAAUAUCAUGUCAGUUGAUUGGGAUUCUAAAACUCAAAUGAGGGUCUUUUUUAAGAUAUACUCCACAAUUGAUCAUCUUAUGGUCAGUUCACCUUCAUUCCUAAUUUUCAAUGUCAGAAUCAGAAAUUAUAUUAAUGGUAACGAAAAUAAAAUUAAAAAUGGAUUCCAUAAAAUUGAAGACCACGAGGAAUAUCAGUAUCUCAAUCAUAUUAAAAAUAUUCUUAAUAAGGGAGUAAAAAAAAGUGAUCGAACCGGUGUUGGUACCUUAUCAAUAUUUGGGGCACAAAUGAGGUAUACACUUAAUGAAAGCUUUCCAUUACUGACUACUAAAAGAGUUUUUUGGAGAGCAGUGGUAGAGGAACUCUUAUGGUUUAUAAGAGGAAGCACAAAUGCAUUAAAAUUAAGAGAAAAAAAUGUUAAUAUAUGGGAUGCCAACAGUACCAGAGAGUAUUUAGACUCCAUUGGUCUCCCUCAUAGAGUGGAAGGAGACUUAGGACCUGUUUAUGGUUUCCAGUGGAGACAUUUUGGCGCAGAAUAUAAAGACAUGUAUUCAGAUUACACAGGACAAGGUAUUGAUCAACUGAUGAAAAUAAUAGAAACCUUAAGAAGCAAUCCAAAUGAUCGUAGAAUGAUAAUGUGUUCUUGGAACCCAAUUGACCUACCUAAAAUGGCUUUGCCACCUUGUCAUUGCCUCGUCCAGUUCUAUGUAGCCAAUGGAGAAUUGUCCUGUUUAUUAUAUCAAAGAUCUGCAGAUAUGGGCCUUGGCGUACCUUUCAACAUUGCUAGUUACGCACUUCUUACCAAUAUAAUAGCCCACAUAACAGAUUUGAAACCUGGAGAAUUCAUACAUUCAAUGGGGGAUAGCCAUGUUUACUUAAAUCACAUAGAAGCUCUUAAAGUUCAACUACAAAGAGAACCAAGGCCUUUUCCUACAUUAAAAAUUAAGAGGAAAGUGGAAAAAAUUGAAGACUUCACUUUUGAUGAUUUCGAACUAAUAAAUUACAAACCUCACCCAAAAAUUAACAUGGUAAUGGCUGUUUGAAGGGACAACUAUUAAUUUUAUAUUAUAAUAUUUUAUAGUAGUGUAACUGUAAUUGACUGUUCAUCAAUGAAAGAAAAAAAUCUUUAGUUUAAGGUUUUAUUGAUGUAUUUACACUUAUUUUUAUAUUAAAUCACUAAGAUCUG
Messenger RNA from Harmonia axyridis, 1297 nucleotides. RefSeq names its product thymidylate synthase-like. Gene Ontology annotation, biological process: dTMP biosynthetic process. NCBI's taxonomy places the organism in Eukaryota, Metazoa, Arthropoda, Insecta, Coleoptera, Coccinellidae. The transcript has 3 exons. The record is from RefSeq and is a predicted model, not a curated record. Gene Ontology annotation, molecular function: thymidylate synthase activity. Gene Ontology annotation, cellular component: mitochondrion; cytosol. The coding region runs from base 120 to 1154 and encodes 344 amino acids.